AUGGCAACCCUCUCUUCCAAUCGAUUCAUUGAUCUUAUCAAACCUGGAAUCACCACCAAUGCCCUAGCACACAUAGGAGGAUCAGACCAUCGAAGGAACCCACAUCUUCUACAGUUCCAAAAUUGUCUUCCAGGGUUACAAUCCAUCCAUGAAGUGAUCUUCAUUGCUUCAUUCCCACAUCUGCAAGUCACCAUCUUUGAAUCAGAAGCGAUUGGAUGUCGAAACUCUGAAAAG
Messenger RNA from Lactuca saligna, 234 nucleotides. Lineage: Eukaryota; Viridiplantae; Streptophyta; Magnoliopsida; Asterales; Asteraceae. The record is from the annotation of a GenBank genome assembly.